This is a messenger RNA of Mytilus trossulus (common blue mussel), 439 nucleotides long. Its product is annotated as dynein light chain 2, cytoplasmic-like. NCBI's taxonomy places the organism in Eukaryota, Metazoa, Mollusca, Bivalvia, Mytilida, Mytilidae. Gene Ontology annotation, biological process: microtubule-based process. The transcript has 2 exons. Gene Ontology annotation, cellular component: cytoplasmic dynein complex. The record is from RefSeq and is a predicted model, not a curated record. Gene Ontology annotation, molecular function: dynein intermediate chain binding. Bases 80 to 421 code for a protein of 113 amino acids.
AGCAACUCAUGUAAAAUCAGCCAGUUGUAUACUAUGAUAAGCAAAGUCAAAACCGUGAAGAAAUAUGUAAUAAAAAUCAAUGUGCUACUUAGGAACUGCGUCUAUAAACAUAUAUGUACAUUGUAUGAUAAAAGACUUUGAAGCUGACACCAUGAGUGACCAAAAAGCUGUUGUUAAGAAUGCUGACAUGUCAGAGGAUAUGCAACAAGAUGCUGUUGAUUGUUCUACACAAGCUUUAGAGAAAUUCAACAUUGAAAAAGACAUUGCCGCAUACAUCAAAAAGGAAUUUGAUAAAAAGUAUAACCCAACAUGGCACUGUAUCGUAGGACGGAACUAUGGCAGUUAUGUUACACAUGAAACCAAACAUUUUAUAUAUUUUUACUUAGGACAAGUUGCAAUUCUGUUGUUCAAAUCUGGAUAAUAAAGAAAAUAAAGUUAA